UGAAAAAAACUCCACCUUUUAUCUCUCUUGUCAAGAAAGUGCAGCGUCCAUUCAUAUCCAUGGACGAAAUGGAGAUUGCUUUACUCUCUUCGUAUAAAUGAAAAGCAACACCAACACCAACACCAACACCAACACCCCUUCUCCUCAACCAACAAUGGCCGUGGACCACACCCGUUACUGCGAAGAAGAAACUACUCCUAAAAGCGAAAUCACCUCAAACCACAACACCUCCCGAUUCCAAUACGAUUCGAAAUGGGACGACGAAGACCUCCAAUUCCUCCUCCGCAAAGACAGCCAACAAACUACGCCUCCCGAAUCCAGUCGCCUCUCUUCAUCAGCUAGAAAUCAAGCCGUCGGAAUCCUUCUCAAAAUCGCUUCGCAUCAUAAAUUCUCCGCCUCCGCCGCCGUCCUGGCCGUCAAUUUCGUCGACAGAUUCUUGCUGAGUUUGAAGGGAGAUGAGAAGCGGCCGUGGCUGACGCAGCUUGUGGCCGUUGCUUGCCUCUCUAUUGCCGCCAAAGUUGAAGAAACUCACGUUCCUCUUCUCGUAGACCUUCAAGUGGAGGAUGCGAAGUAUUUGUUCGAGGCGAAGACGAUUAAGAGAAUGGAGCUUUUGAUUCUGUCCGCGUUGGAUUGGAGGAUGAAUCCGGUGACUCCUCUUUCGUUCAUUGAUCAUUUUGUGAGGAGGCUUGGGUUUGCGAUUCAUUUGGGGUUUCUGGCGAGCUGUGAAGAUGCUGUGAUUUCCUUCGUUUCCGAUUGGAGGUGUGUGGAAUAUUCGGCGGGAGUUGUGGCGAGUGCGGCGAUGCUUCACGUCGUCAAUCAGGAGGAAUACUGCGGCUUUGCGCUUCAGUGUGAGAAGAUGAUGUUUGAGGUCCUUCAUAUCAGUAAGAUGGAAGUGGACAAGUGUAGCAUGCUUAUCUCAGACAUACAUCCAAACGACAAGAAGAAGGUCUCAAAACGCAGAAACUGCGAAUUGAGUGGAAGUUGGAAUGAUGCAACAAUAAUUGAUGGUGAAGUUGCAAAUGAUCAUAACCCUAUUUUAAAGAAACACAAGAAGCAUUGAGGCAGGCAUUAAGCCACCUUCCUCAAUAUUCAAAAAUCAAAAUCAUCUCUCUCUUCAAUAAUAAUUAAUGUAUGCUUGCUGGAAGCAAAGAAAAGUUAAAAAAGCUUUUACCAUCACUUGCAAAUCUGUGCACAAACAGAGAAGAAAGAGAGAGGGAGAAGUGAGAAGUGUGUGCUAUUUAUGGGUAAAUACCAGGACUGCCCCUGGAUUCCAAUUGUGGACAUGCCUAAUUUAAUGAAUGGAACCAUAUUGUUGAGCUUACUGUGUGUUUCCAUUUGUAAGAAACUCCUAGUUUCUUACUUUGCAACUUUGUUUGCAUCCUAACAUUGGAAUAAAACAGAUUCAUUUUCUGGAA
This is a messenger RNA of Salvia hispanica, 1415 nucleotides long. RefSeq names its product cyclin-D3-1-like. Lineage: Eukaryota; Viridiplantae; Streptophyta; Magnoliopsida; Lamiales; Lamiaceae. The record is from RefSeq and is a predicted model, not a curated record.